UUUGGCGGCGGUGUCGGGCGCCGGCCGGGCGGGGGCGCCGAGCGGCGCGGAGGGGCCGGGCGGGCGGCGGCGGUGCCUGUCUUGCCGCCGCUCGGCGGUCGGCUCGGCUCGGGGAGGAGGGCCCUAGCCCAGCGCGCGGCCAAUCCGGACGGGCGCUGGCGGAGAGCAGGGCAGAAUGGGCCGUAGUUGAGUGAAAUAGGAAAGCUGCGAACAGAGUGGAGUGCUCCCGGUGUAAAUAAAAGGGGGGAAGAAAAGUUUCCCCAAGUCGCGGCUCCGCAGCCUCGCUCCGACGGGGGGCAGGGGGCUUCGUGCGAGGCGGAGAUCACCGCUCGGGACUUUGCCGUGCGGCGUUCACCCGCUCCUCCUAUUGUGAUUUUUUUCAAAAUAUGGCAAAGGUUCAGGUGAACAAUGUAGUGGUGUUGGACAACCCUUCUCCUUUCUACAACCCUUUCCAGUUCGAAAUCACAUUUGAGUGCAUAGAGGACCUGUCGGAAGAUUUGGAAUGGAAGAUAAUUUAUGUGGGUUCAGCUGAAAGUGAAGAGUAUGACCAAGUGCUCGACUCUGUUUUAGUAGGACCUGUUCCUGCAGGCAGACACAUGUUUGUAUUUCAGGCUGAUGCACCUAACCCAGGGCUUAUUCCAGAUGCAGAUGCAGUAGGUGUAACAGUUGUGCUAAUUACAUGCACCUAUCGAGGUCAAGAAUUUAUUAGAGUAGGCUACUACGUAAACAACGAAUAUACGGAAACAGAACUGAGGGAGAAUCCACCAGUAAAACCAGACUUUUCUAAGCUUCAAAGGAAUAUUUUGGCAUCUAAUCCCAGAGUCACAAGAUUUCACAUUAACUGGGAGGACAACACUGAAAAACUGGAAGACGCAGAGAGCAGUAACCCAAAUCUACAGUCACUGCUUUCGACAGAUGCGUUACCUUCAGCAUCAAAGGGAUGGUCAACAUCAGAAAAUUCAUUAAAUGUUAUGUUAGAAUCUCAUAUGGACUGCAUGUGACUAACCACCAUCGUUUUGGUACUGUACAUGUAUUAAACUGUAAAAACAACCAGAACUAUUUCCCUCAGUUUCCCUAAGUAUAUAGUUGACAAGCAAUGUGAAGAACCUGUUUUAAAACAUCCUGUAGAAAGUUUAUAAAAAACAAAAAAAACCCUAAAAAACAGUAUUUGAUCAAAUUGUGGAAUAUAAAUACAACUAUUUUUAAGUAAUUGUUUUUUUUCUCUAACUUGUUACUCUGUUGGUUUAAAUUGAACCUUAUUAAAGUAUGCAUUUUCCUUCCCCCUUCCCCUUUACUUUGUAAGCACUGAUGAAAGCAAAAAAACUGAAAGUUGAAAUAUUCAGGCAAAAUGAAGCAAUAAUGCUGUGCUGUGUCCUCUCUGAUAGCCAGAUGCCAAAUAUAAAGUGCCCUUUAAUUAAACACCUGAAGAGCAAAGCUGUUAUUAGAGGAAGUGCUAAGACAAGUGUUUGCUGCUUUAAAAAAAACAAGACCCCAACAGUCCUCUUUCUGUGGAAGCACGGUAUAAUUUUAAGUGCAAGCUUCUUUUCGUUUCAAGGCACAUAGUGGUUACUUAAAGCGUGCAAUUUGA
Molecule: messenger RNA, 1588 nt
Organism: Coturnix japonica (Japanese quail)
Lineage: Eukaryota; Metazoa; Chordata; Aves; Galliformes; Phasianidae
Gene: ASF1A
Product: anti-silencing function 1A histone chaperone
Biological process (GO): DNA replication-dependent chromatin assembly
Cellular component (GO): nucleus; chromatin
Molecular function (GO): histone binding
Source: RefSeq, a predicted model, not a curated record